AUGUGGAAACAGAUUCUUAGUAAGCUUCCUAAUAAGAAGUCUUCGUCUUCAAAGAACCAUUCUUCAUCUAAUGCCACUGCAUCUACUUCCAAUAGUACUACUGAUAAUGGCGCCGCGAAUUCGUUUCCUGUAAACUCUCCUGUUCCUGAUUCAGGGGUUAAAGAUGGUAACUUAAAGGGGAACGGGAACGGUUCCACGCCGUUUGAAGCAUUGCCGAGUUUUAAAGAUGUUCCGAAUCCAGAGAAGCAAAACUUGUUUAUGAAAAAGCUCAGCUUGUGCUGUGUAGUGUUUGAUUUCGCUGAUCCGACAAAGAACUUGAAGGAAAAAGAGGUAAAGCGGCAGACAUUGCUUGAGCUGGUUGAUUAUGUGGCUUCUGCGAAUGGGAAAUUCAGCGAAACGGUUAUCCAAGAAGUAGUUAGAAUGGUUUCUGUUAACAUAUUCAGAACGUUGAAUCCUCAGCCGCGAGAGAAUAAAGUUAUUGACGCAUUAGACUUGGAGGAAGAAGAGCCUUCCAUGGAUCCUGCUUGGCCUCACUUGCAACUUGUCUAUGAGCUUCUCUUGAGACUUAUUGCUUCGCCUGAGACCGAUACCAAGCUGGCUAAGAAAUACAUCGACCAGUCUUUUGUCUCACGGUUACUGGAUUUGUUUGAUUCCGAGGAUCCGAGAGAAAGAGAUUGUUUGAAAACCGUUCUACAUCGCAUCUACGGUAAAUUCAUGGUUAAUCGUCCUUUCAUAAGGAAAUCUAUCAACAACAUUUUCUACCGGUUUGUUUUCGAGACUGAAAAACACAACGGGAUUGCUGAGUUUCUAGAGAUUUUGGGAAGUAUCAUCAAUGGAUUUGCUCUGCCGCUUAAAGAAGAGCACAAAGUGUUUCUUGUUCGAGCUUUGUUACCUCUCCACAAACCCAAAUGCUUGCAAAUGUAUCAUCAACAGUUGUCUUAUUGUAUCACACAGUUUGUGGAAAAAGAUUGCAAACUCGCUGAUACGGUUAUAAGAGGACUGUUAAAGUCUUGGCCCGUCACAAAUAGUUCCAAGGAAAUCAUGUUUCUAAACGAGCUAGAGGAAGUAUUAGAAGCAACUCAGCCACCUGAAUUCCAACGGUGUAUGGUCCCAUUGUUUCGCCGAGUUGCUCGGUGUUUGGCCAGUCUCCAUUUUCAGGUUGCAGAGAGAGCUUUCUUCUUAUGGAACAACGAUCAUAUCGAGAAUCUAAUAAUGCAGAACCGUAAAGUUAUCCUUCCCAUAAUUUUCCCUGCAUUGGAGAGAAACGCGCAGAAGCAUUGGAACCAAGCUGUUCAUGGCUUGACGCUGAAAGUGCAGAAGAUAUUUAGUGACAGUGAUGCAGAGUUGUUCAAAGAAUGUCUUGCUAAGUUUAGGGAAAACGAAUCAAAAGAAGCUGAAAUCGAAGCAAAACGCGAGGCGACAUGGAAACGGUUGGAAGAAAUUGGGAUGCAAAAGCAAAAGUAA
Messenger RNA from Arabis nemorensis, 1464 nucleotides. NCBI's taxonomy places the organism in Eukaryota, Viridiplantae, Streptophyta, Magnoliopsida, Brassicales, Brassicaceae. The record is from the annotation of a GenBank genome assembly.